AUGACAAAUAAUCAAAGUAAUUCAGAUUUAAUCAAGGAUCAUUUAGUCGAUAUUUCAACAACAUUUACUUCUACUAAUAACCGUAGAGAUACGAAAUAUCUUAUUGCUACACUUGGUAUUAAAUCAUAUGGAACAAUUAUUUUUGGUCAUAAUCAAUCUAAUAAAGCUAAUUUUAUUCGAAUACCAUCAAAUGCAUCACCAUCAUAUGUUAAACAAUUAAUUGUUCAAAGAUGUGCAAAUAAGCGUCCAUCACUUGUUAUAUCUGUAACUGGAAGUGCGCGAGAAUAUAAUAUGAAAUCAAAAUUAUUUCGUGUAUUUCGUCAAGGUCUUCUUAAAGUUGUCAAAACAACUGAUGUUUGGAUAAUUACGGGUGGUGUUAAUACAAGUAUAACAAAACUUAUAGGAGAAAUAAUUCGAACAAAUCCAGAUCAAUCUCGACCUGUUCAUUUAAUUGGUAUUGCACCAUGGGGUUGUGUAUCGGGUGUUGAACAACUUGAUGUUCAUGGAACCAAUGUUAUUUAUGCUAAAUCAAGAACUGAUGAAAAUAAUGAAAUUCCACUUGAACCAAAUCAUACCCAAUUUAUAUUUAUUGAUGAUGGAACGAAAUAUCAAUAUGGAGGAGAAAUUCAAUUUCGUAAUCAGUUUGAAAAAUCAAUAGCAGGAGAAUCAUUUGUUACAUUGAAUAAUCAACACGAUUCAUCAGAUAAAACUCAUAGUGAAGAUAAAUCAACAUCAUCAUAUUCACAAUUAGAUAGUGUACCCGUAGUUCUUCUAGUAUUAGAUGGUGGUCUUGAAACAAUACAAAAAGUUCAUGAAAGUGUUAUAAAAAAUAAAAUACCUGUUGUUCUUCUGGAAGGUACUGGUGGUUGUUGUGAUUUAUUUGCUAAAUGUUAUCAUUUAUACAAUGAAUAUCGACCAAGAUCAAAAACAUUACUUGAAACAAAUAUAGAUCCAUCAUUUUUAUCUGAAAAAAAUGAACAAAUAAAAAAUAAAAUUCGUGAAAGAUUCAAAUCAGUUUAUAGUGAAACUCUUUAUGUGAAUGAAAAUAUUGAUUAUUUUCAAUUAAUUUAUGAAUGUAUUGAUAGUCGUAUGAUAUUUUUAAAUUUUAUUGAUUUUAAACCACAUAGUCAUGUUGAACGAGAUGUUGAUUUAGCUAUUUUACAAGCUCUUUUAAAUGCUACGAAUUCAAAUGAAGAAAAUGUUGAACAAAAAUUAGAACAAUUAAAUUUAGCAUUAGAAUGGAAUAGAGUUGAUAUUGUUAAAAGUUUUAUUAUGAAAACUGAACGAGAUUGGACAAAAAUCAAUUUAAAUGGAUUAUUUUUUAAAGCACUUAUGAGAAAUCAAACAAGUUUUAUUCAAUUAUUUCUUGAUCAUGAUUUUUCAUUAAAUAAUUUAUUUCAAAAUCCUAUUCAACUUUUAAGACUUUAUCAAAAUCAAAAUUAUAUAUUUAAACAUCAUUUUGAUGAUCCAUUACGAGCUAUAUAUAAAGAUAUUAUUCAACCACUUAUUGGAGAUUUUUUUGAAGUUGAUGCCAUCUUUUCUCCACAUGCUAUGAAUUCACACAAUACUGAUAAUCAACCAUCACAAUCUCCUCCAGUAUUAUUCAAUGAAACAACUGAUACACAUACAAAUCAGAAUGUACAGCCAAAUGCUACAAUAUAUUUGCAUUCUGAUGCAAUAGAUGUUGAAAAGGAACUUUUUCUUUGGUCGGUAUUAACAGGUAAACAAGAAUUAGCAUUAUUGUUUUGGGCACGAGGAAAAAAUAAAGUUUGUGCGGCUUUGAUUGCAACAUUACUCUAUAAGAGUAAAGCAGAAAAAGAAAAAGAUAUACGAUAUAAUGAAUGGGGAUAUCAAUUUGAAAAUUUAGCAGUCCAAAUUCUUGAAAAAUUUUAUCGUUUACAUCCAUCUCAAUGUAAUCAAGCAAUAAUAAGAGAAAUUCCUCAAUUUGGUAAUGUGACAUGGUUACAUUUAGCUGUUAUGGCUGAAGCAAAAUUAUUUAUUGCACAACGAGCUGUACAAAAUGUAUUGAAUAGUAUUUGGUAUGGAUAUAUUGAUCGUCAAGUUGGACAUGUAAAGAUAAUAUUUUCUACAUUUAUGCUUUGGUAUAGUGGAUUUUUACCUUAUCAUGAUGAUAUGAUUGAGGAUUCUCAACUUACAUUAAAUUUAAAACGAAAUUAUGUAUCAGAAAUGCAAUAUACAACUAAUAUAAAUGAAAAUUUUGCUCAAUGUAAAUUAAUAGAAGAUGAAUUAAAUGAAGAACAAAUAUUAAAUGAUAAUUAUGAUAACUCUUCAUUAAAAAAAAUAAAAUCUAGUGAGAGUCAAUAUUGGAAAAAUAUAUCAAAGUUUGUUGAUGCACCAUAUGUCAAAUAUCUGUAUAACUUGUAUGCUCAUAUAUUAUUUCUUAUAUUGUUUUCCUAUGUGAUAUUAUUUGAUUUUUUUCCAUUAUAUAAAUUUGAAUCAGAUACAUGUCUUAUUGGCAGUGAAGAUAAUAUAAAUGCAGACAUAAAAAAAAAUUCAAGUGAAUCAUCGAAAUAUAGUCUUAAUCCAAGACCUCGACCAUCAAUAACUGAGAUAAUACUGAUUAUAUGGAUGAUAACUAUAUUAUUUGAAGAAAUUCGACAAAUUAUGGCAAUGGAAUUAAAAACAAUACGUGGAAAAGUUACAGAAUAUCUAUCAAUAUUUUGGAAUAAAUUAGAUUUAUUAAUUGUAAUUUUAUUUUUUAUUGCAAUUAUUCUUCGAUAUAUUCCAUCACGGAAUUGUUUUUGUAGUGCAAGAAUUCUAUUAGCUCUUGAUUUAUCUCUUUGGUAUAUAAGAACACUUGAUAUAUUUUCUGCUAUAAAACGACUUGGACCGAAACUUGUUAUGAUUGGAGCAAUGGUUCAUGAUAUGAAAUUUUUUAUGUUAGUUAUAACUGUAUUUAUAUUAGCAUUUGGUGUACCUGCGUAUAGUUUAAUGUAUGGUGUUGAGAAAUUUUCUUGGUCUAUACCACGAAGUAUAAUAAAUAUGGCUUAUUGGCAAAUAUUUGGAGAAUUAACAAUACUUGAUGAAAUUGAAGAAAAUUAUGAUAUAAGUGGUUAUAUUGUAUUUAUUUUACUUAUUUUAUACAUGACGGUUUCUAGUGUUCUUCUAAUUAAUCUUCUUAUUGCCAUGAUCAGUAAUACAUUUGAUCGUCUUCAAACAGAUACAGAUUGUAUAUGGAAAUUUCAACAUUAUUCAUUAGUAUGUUAUCAUUUAACUCGUCCACGUCUUCCACCACCAUUUAUUAUAUUUUCACAUAUUUGGAGAAUAAUUCUUUAUUUUUUUUCACAUUAUAUCAAAUUAAAAUGGUUUGAAAAAAAAUAUAUUCAAUAUAAAAAUAAAGGAAAAUUUCGAAUAAUAAUUGAUGAAAGAAUGACAAGAAAUAUUGAAGCAAUUGAAGAUGCUUUAGGAAAUGAAAUUUAUUAUUUUUUUUCAAAAAUUGAUCGAAAACAAAUUGAUUUUCAAACUGAUUUUGAUGAAGAACGAAUGUAUUUAUUAAAAUUAAUAAAGAAUAUUUUUAUUUCUUUUAUUUAUUCUUUCUCCAGACAUUCACCGCAACAAAUUGUUCUAAAUAAAAUCAAAACACUUGAAAAUCGUGUUAGAACGAUACAAAAUCAACAAGAUGAUAUGUUUGAAUAUUUGGAAUGUUUAAUGAGUGGUAUUAAAAAAAUAGGUGGUGAUGAUAUUGAAAUGCCAAAAGGAACUCGUACAAAUUCAGAAUUAAUAUGUAGGAAUAUACAAUUUCGGUCAACAUUAACAAAUGAAUUAAUUCAUAAAAUUCAAAACAAUGGUAUUUUAUGA
This is a messenger RNA of Adineta steineri, 3819 nucleotides long. The record is from the annotation of a GenBank genome assembly. NCBI's taxonomy places the organism in Eukaryota, Metazoa, Rotifera, Eurotatoria, Adinetida, Adinetidae.